CGAGCGCCCUCUGAGCGCGCUCACGCCAAGCACUCGCGUGCAGACGCCGCCUCCCGCACCCUGGCUGCUGGCACCGUGCCGGUGCCUGAGGGUGCGAAGCAGCGCUGCGCGUGAAUGUGACAAGCAAGAACGCGGUCUGCCGGACCUUCCUCCAGGUGUCUCGGGGUGGUGCAGCGCUAGUGCUCGAUCAGCUGGCCGAAGGGGCCCUUAGGCAGAGCUCCUCUUUCUUGCAUUAUGCCCUGGAGUCGAGCAGGAGCCUUGAGUCGUUAGGACGCGGUUCUGCAGCUGUGGCUGAAAGUGCCUCAGGCUCAUGGCUAGUGAACUUAGUUGUCUCUGACGGAUAAACAACUUUUAAACUUUAGCUGCAGAUUUAUAGUGGCAGUUCAAUGUAAUCUUCUGGAUUUUUUUCUGAACAUUCUCAAAUACUAGAACAAAGGAAGUCGGAUCUCUUUUUCUCGAGAUUCUCUUUUCAAGACGUUGCUUUAUUUCUUCAAGAGUUCAAUGCCCCCGAUAUAUUCAUGGGAGUUUUUGCCAAGUCAAAGUGUCCUCGCCUUACUGAAAUCUGUGUGGGAAUACUGGGAAACAUGGCUUGUUUCCAAGACAUAUGCAUGUCCAUUAGCAAAGAUGAGAAUCUUGGCCAAGUGUUAUUGCAACGUUUGUGUGAUUCAGACUCUCCAACUCUUCUGGAAACAAGCAGGUUGCUGUUAACUUGCCUCUCCCAACCUGAGGUGGCCAAUGUCUGGGUUGAGAGAAUCCGAGAAAGCCCUUCUGUCUAUGACUGUGUUUGCUUUAUCAUGUCAAGCUCUACAAAUGUUGAACUGCUGGUAAAAGUAGGUGAAGUGGUGGACAAACUGUUUGAUCUAGAUGAAGAACUAAUGUUACACUGGAUUAAAAAUGGCACUUGUCAGUCUGUGGGACCAUCUGUAGAUGAUUCCCCUGAAGAACUUCCAGAUUUUAAGAUUGUGCCUUGUAUCCUUGAAGCAGCCAAACAAGUCCGCUCUGAUAAUCCAGAAGGACUUGAUGUCUAUAUGCAUAUCUUGCAGCUCCUAACCACGGUGGAUGAAGGCAUUCAGGCUAUUGUGCAGGCUCCUGACGGAGGAAAAGAAACUUGGAGUUUGCUUUAUGAUCUAGUUUGCCAUGAACUGUGCCAGCCAGAUGAUCCAGCGAUCAUUGUUCAGGAGCAGAAAACUGUAUUGGCCUCUAUUUUGUCUGUGUUGUCUGCUAUGUUUGCUUCACAGACAGAACAAGAAUACAUCAAAAUGAGGAAAAAUAUGCCUCUGAUUGGGAGCUUGAUUCGUAUCUUACAAUACAUGGAGGGCUGUGGGAAGAACUCUGUGGAUGACUCGAAGAAAUCCAAAGCAGAUGAAACUGGAAAUGCAGACCUACAUGAGGAAGAUUUCCAUUUGAAAAUUUUGAAGGAUAUCUGCUGUGAAUUACUGUCUAAUAUGCUUCAAGAGCUGACCAAGGAAAAUAUAUUAGAAGGACUAAACCAGGGACAUUUAAAUGAACAGACAUGUUCCUGUGCAUUUCAGAACCUCUUGCCUCUGUAUUUCACAUCAGUGGAGAGCUUCCUUGAAGUAUUGCGUGAAGCUGAUCGGACGCUUGCUGACAAUCUAGAAAAACGUUUUCCAAGCCUGAAGGUCCACACCUAAGAAUGUACACGGAAUAUUUUCCAUCUUUGGAAUGAAGAUUUUUGACUGUUUCUUUACACUGUUUUAGAAGUCAGAUUUUCAGUAAGUGCGGAAGAAUAAGGCCUUACCAACAGACGGCUUUUAAGAAAUGUUCCAGGUAGCCCAGAUUAAUGUAGGGUUAAUCUGGUCUGCAUGGGGUAGGAAAUGAUUGUAAGUUUAGUUUAGCCUCUUCCAUCUUGUUUGCUGUGGUGAUGAGAGACUGCUGAUUUGUAGUUGCUCUUCUGCCAAGUAGCAUUCUUUGCAUAACUCUUGGUCCUGUGCGUUUCGACUUAGGUUGGAACAGCGAGAUGAAUGAAAUGCACUGAGUAUAGUGUUUUAAUGUGAUACUGGCCUUUUCCAAGCUUCUGUUGGCAGAAGGAGGAUUGAUCGACGGGAAAUCUCAGAUGUCCUCUGGUUAACAGGUCAUCAUCAGCUUCAAGCCCUGGUUUUAAAAAAAGACUUAAAUUGCACAGGGAAGAGACUUGUUUUCUUUUAGGUCCUAUCUGUAUUUUGAGCAGAUAUUGUAAGAGAAAUGUGUUAUCCUGCUCCUUUAAGAUCUUUUCACUUUUUGUUUUAAAGCCUCUUCUGCACUGCAGCUCUGAGUCAUAAGAAUCUAGGGCUUGUGCAGUUGAAAUGGGUGUGAGAAUAUCGUUAUGGACAUGGCAGGUACAUGCAGUGGAGCUAACAUUCAUUUCUGUGUCUAAAAAGAUGCUGCAACCAUACAGCAACUCCAGCUGUUUUUUUAAAAUUAGUGUAGAAAACAGUAGGUCUUUACUAUGUUUGAGAUGUUAAAGAAAAUAGGAUCCAGAGCAUAGAGAAUAAUUUAAUAACAUACACACACUUUCUCCUGCUAUCCAGGAUUUUAUGGGCUUUAAAUAUUGUGCUGGGCCAUGUUUUGUUUGCCCUGAGUUACAUGUACAUGUGGUAAGAUACGGUAUCCAUGUAUGUAUAUAGCCUUUUCAUCCAAACUUUUAGUUUUGAAUUUAAUCUCCCCUUUGGGCUGCCAGGGACCUCUUAGUUGUUGACAGAGGAUUUAGAAUUAGGAAUAUCUGUGUCAUUAAAAAGAAUUGCAAUGGUUUCUAUCAAUUUUUGUAUGCUACGUUUAUUGGAGAAAACUGGUAAUAGGAUGACAGCAUUUUCAUACUACUUUGACAGUUUUUGGAUAUUUUCUUAAACCUACAGGUUUGUAAUAAAGUUUCUUUAAAAAAA
Messenger RNA from Rhea pennata, 2879 nucleotides. RefSeq names its product serum amyloid A like 1 (gene SAAL1). The record is from RefSeq and is a predicted model, not a curated record. Lineage: Eukaryota; Metazoa; Chordata; Aves; Rheiformes; Rheidae. Bases 519 to 1652 code for a protein of 377 amino acids. Gene Ontology annotation, biological process: positive regulation of synoviocyte proliferation. Gene Ontology annotation, cellular component: nucleoplasm. The transcript is spliced from 11 exons.